AGGACACUGGGUGAGUCGAGCGAACGGCAGCGCGCACGUCACGGCCGCCGCUGGCACACCGCGAGUCCCCGCCGGCUAGGCUGAGCAGCAGCCAGAGCGAGCGAGAGUGCGCAAAUUCGAGGGCCCGGCUAUCGAUCAGGGGAGCGCACGGGCAGCCGAAGUGAGAUAGAAAGAGAGAGAGAGAGCGAGAGCGACCGAGAGAGCGCAAGAACACGUCGUCGGAGGGUUGGUCGGACGAAGCUAGGGUUGGUUUUGGGCAGCGGGGCGUCGCAGGGCGAUGGGAUAGCCCUGACGAGAGCCGCGUUUGCAGAGCAGCCUGAGCAUGAGCGAGGCGGCGUCGCCCACCACCACCGAGGAGCCAGCCGUCGACGACGACUGCCUCAGCGUGCGAAAAUGGUGGUGCUUCCUGCUGUCGAGCAUCUUCACCUUCCUGGCCGGGUUGGCCAUCGUGCUGCUGUGGCGCGCCUUCGCCUUCCUCUGCUGCCGAAAGGAGCCAGAGUUGGCGCCCAAUGACCCCAAGCAGAAGGAGCAGCGCUCGCAGCGCCAGAACAAGCAAGAGUUCGAGGGCACCUUUGUCACCGAGGCCAAGGACUGGGCUGGCGAGCUCAUCUCGGGCCAGACCACCACCGGACGCAUCCUGGUGGUGUUGGUGUUCAUUCUAAGUAUAGCGUCGUUAAUAAUCUACUUCAUCGAUGCCUCAAGCGAGGAAGUGGAGAGAUGCCAAAAGUGGAGUGACAAUUUCACUCAACAAAUAGAUCUAGCCUUCAAUAUAUUUUUUAUGGUGUACUUUUUUAUACGUUUUAUAGCUGCAAGCGACAAGCUCUGGUUCAUGCUAGAAAUGUAUUCGUUUGUUGAUUACUUUACGAUUCCCCCUUCGUUCGUAUCGAUAUACCUGGAUAGAACAUGGAUAGGUCUCAGAUUCCUCCGAGCCUUACGUCUGAUGACAGUACCAGACAUUCUUCAAUAUCUCAACAUCCUCAAGACGUCGAGCUCUAUCAGAUUGGCCCAGCUCGUGUCGAUCUUCAUCUCAGUCUGGCUCACAGCCGCGGGCAUCAUUCAUCUGCUGGAGAAUUCCGGAGACCCUCUGGAUUUUGAAAAUCCACAACAACUUUCCUACUGGACGUGCGUCUAUUUCCUAAUUGUCACCAUGUCCACUGUGGGCUACGGUGACGUCUAUUGCCAAACUGUGUUGGGCAGGACGUUUCUUGUAUUUUUCCUACUCGUCGGCUUGGCGAUAUUCGCGAGUUGCAUUCCCGAAAUCAUUGACCUCAUCGGAACUAGACCCAAGUAUGGUGGUACUCUCAAGAAUGAAAGGGGACGAAGGCAUAUUGUUGUGUGCGGUCAUAUCACUUAUGAGUCCGUCUCGCAUUUCUUAAAAGACUUUCUCCACGAAGACAGAGAAGAUGUUGACGUGGAGGUUGUGUUCUUGCACAGAAAGCCACCUGACUUAGAGCUGGAAGGCUUAUUCAAGCGCCAUUUCACCACUGUAGAGUUCUUCCAAGGGUCAAUCAUGAAUCCGAUCGACCUGCAGAGGGUCAAGGUUCACGAAGCGGACGCCUGCCUUGUAUUGGCAAACAAGUACUGCCAAGAUCCGGACGCUGAGGACGCCGCUAACAUCAUGCGAGUCAUCUCGAUCAAGAAUUACUCGGACGACAUAAGAGUUAUCAUCCAACUGAUGCAGUACCACAACAAGGCCUACCUUUUAAAUAUUCCAUCGUGGGACUGGAAACAAGGCGACGACGUCAUCUGCUUAGCAGAGUUAAAGCUCGGUUUCAUCGCACAAUCGUGCCUGGCCCCAGGAUUCUCCACAAUGAUGGCGAAUUUAUUCGCCAUGCGCUCAUUCAAAACGUCCCCAGAUACACAAGCUUGGCAAAAUGACUACCUGCAAGGGACAGGAUGCGAAAUGUACACCGAGACUUUGUCCCCGUCAUUCACUGGGAUGACGUUUCCGCAAGCCAGCGAGUUGUGUUUCACCAAGCUCAAGUUGUUGUUGCUGGCGAUCGAAAUCAAAGGCGAGGACGGCAACGACAGCAAAAUCUCGAUCAAUCCCAGAGGGGUCAAAAUUCAGGCGAGCACACAGGGUUUCUUCAUCGCACAAUCGGCCGACGAGGUCAAGAGGGCUUGGUUCUAUUGUAAGGCGUGUCACGACGACAUCAAGGAUGAAACUCUAAUAAAAAAGUGCAAGUGCAAAAAUUAUGUGGGGAUGAUGAUGAUGCAGUCAGGAAUGGUGAAACAAGGCGGUGUUAGUGCCUCCAACUAUGAGAAAUUUACAUCAGAGGUGGCUACUUUUCGGAAGGGUGUUCGUGCUAUACAGUUAUUCGGAAGGGCAAGCGAGGAUUAUUCCUAUGAAAAUGACUUCCACCCUCCCCCCACCUUUACGCCUCCAGAGUUACCAAAGAAGGUGCACGUAAGAGGUGAAACGCAACGCGAAAGAGAAGAUGCAAUGCUGGCUAAUCGCGGUACGCCUCGAAAUGUCCCUCAAAAUGCACUGAUGAACGCGACAACCAAGCAGAUCAGUAAGGUCAAGGGCACCGCCAAUCGCAACACGCCCGACCUGACCUCUCCGAACCAGUUCAACAACAGAAACCAGCAACAGGAAGACACGUCAGGCGGGUACCCUGGCUAUCACCUCGCAUACGAAGUGAAAAAGCUCAUGCCUACGCAGCGCAACUCAUCCGGAAACAACCAGAACAACAACAGCAACAACGUUAACAUGCAGGUUGGCAUCGCCGACGACCAGGCCAAGGACUUUGACUUUGAGAAGACGGAGAUGAAGUACGACUCAACCGGCAUGUUCCACUGGAGUCCUGCUAAAAACCUGGAGGACUGCAUCUUGGACCGAAAUCAGGCUGCAAUGACUGUUUUGAACGGGCACGUGGUAGUGUGUCUGUUCGCCGAUCCAGACUCUCCUUUGAUCGGUCUGCGCAACCUGGUGAUGCCCUUGAGGGCCUCCAACUUCCACUACCACGAACUGAAGCACGUCGUAAUUGUUGGUUCCGUGGACUACAUCCGCCGAGAGUGGAAAAUGUUGCAGAAUCUUCCUAAGAUCUCUGUUUUAAAUGGUUCACCGUUGAGUCGAGCAGACCUGAGAGCGGUGAACGUCAACUUGUGUGAUAUGUGCGUUAUCUUGUCGGCCAAAGUGCCCAGCAACGACGAUCCUACCCUCGCAGACAAAGAGGCCAUCCUCGCCUCGCUCAACAUCAAAGCCAUGACCUUCGAUGACACUAUUGGAGUGCUCAGUCAAUCGAAUGAGCAAGACUUGUUGUCACCCGUUGGCAGUCCAAUUGUUCUGCAGAGGAGAGGGUCUGUUUAUGGAGCCAAUGUGCCUAUGAUUACCGAGUUGGUAAACGAUAGCAACGUACAAUUUUUGGAUCAGGACGACGACGACGACCCUGACACUGAACUGUACCUGACUCAACCCUUCGCUUGCGGCACAGCCUUCGCUGUCAGUGUGCUCGACUCUUUGAUGUCUACUACUUACUUCAAUCAAAACGCUUUGACGCUAAUUCGCUCACUCAUCACCGGAGGUGCUACGCCUGAGCUGGAGUUGAUCCUGGCCGAGGGGGCGGGGCUCCGAGGGGGCUACAGUACCCCGGAGAGCCUCUCCAACCGAGACCGGUGUCGCGUAGGUCAGAUUUCGUUGUAUGACGGUCCGCUGGCUCAAUACGGCGAGGCUGGGAAGUACGGCGACCUGUUUGUGGCCGCGCUCAAAUCAUACGGCAUGCUUUGUAUCGGCCUAUACAGGUUCCGGGAUACAAGCUCAUCUUGUGAUGCCUCAUCUAAACGUUAUGUUAUCACAAACCCGCCAGAUGACUUUCAACUGUUGCCUACUGAUCAGGUGUUUGUCUUGAUGCAAUUCGACCCUGGUUUGGAGUACAAGCCUAGUCGGAGCGGCAACGGCGGAGGCGGCGGUGGAGCCAACACGCGCGGCAAGGACGACAACUCCUGACUGCUGCUUUGCGGCGCCCUCACCGACGGCCCUUACUCCUACAUUUAAAAGCCUGAAUAACUGCCUGAAUCAUUUUGGGACGACUGACAAAAAUUUUCUAUUGAUUCCAACCAAAAACAACCCGCCAAACUGCCAAAACGAAAAGACAAAUCAAUCUCAAUUUAUUUCAAACGUUGUUUGUCGGCGCAGUCGUCUCGAUUCAUUCAAACACCAAAAUCACUUUCGACAGGCCAAACUUUUGAUUUCUUGACUUGGGACCUCAUUUUCGUUGACUAUUUCAUAUGAUUUGCAUUAAUUAAUUGCCUGCUGAGCGGUAUUUCUCGGUGUUGGUUUUUUUUCUCAACAUACUGGGCACUUUUCAUUUUCCGGUGGGAAAAUCCAAACCAAUUUUGUGAAUGGCGAACUGUGAUAUUUGAUUAUUUUGAGUUUCGCGCCAGCUUCGGUGGAGACAAUCACACAAGAGAUGAGCAACUUUUUCAUUGGCAACGCGCGCCGCACUGAGAAAUGAGCAGAGCAAAAAGUAAAAAAUUCAUUUUUUUAAAUAAAUUUAAAUGCUUUACGCCUUUUUUAUAUUUUUGUAUCUCGUAAUAAUCUUUAUUAUUAGAUUUAUGUGUCGGUAUUUUGUCAUUGAUUUUUGCGUUAACUUGCCAGAGCUUUGGUUUCGUUUCCCGUGGCCGGGCAAAGAGUGAUUUCGCUGGAAUAUUUGCAAAUUACAAAAAAUGUAUGUGGGAAUAAGGUGCUCGUCCCUGCAAAGGGAGGACCGCCGCAAGACUUUUCAGUCGGACAGACUCAAAACUAUUGAACUUCUCCGGUGAGAUAUAAUUAUAGAAACACAAAAACACUCCAAGUGCUAAGAUAUAAAGAAUUGAGAAACACAGAAGGUGAGACGCGCAAGAAGUCUAAAAUAAAAUUUAAUAUUGAAAGAAAAAAUGGACGAAUAGAAGAAGAAAAAGAAAACUAUAAAUUGUACGAGUGAGUGAACGCAUAGCUUUACAAGAAAGAAAAAGACAACCAACACGCGACAUAAAUUUUUUAUUAUCGAGGAACAUUAUUUAUACAUCAAAAAGCCAUAUCAUUGUGAGAGAAUCGCCCCCCGAGCAGAGAAAAGAAAACAUGUAAUCAAGCGCCUAAGUGUAUAGGUAGCGAUCAGAACAGGCCGCUACUGUAUCCUAGUGUAUUAUAAAGAAUUUUAUCAUCAUGCUACCGAAAUACCGCAGUCACACAGCAAAAAGUAAGAAACCACCACACCUAUAUAUAAAUAUUGUAAAUAAAUGUAAAAAAAACUUUUCAAGACGAAAACUGCUGCUUUUUAUCACAAUAGACGAGAAGAGUGCUUAUAAUGAUUGCGAGCGGAAAUUUAAAUGUUGUACUCACUGUGAUAUUAACUUGAAGAAUAGACGUUUUGCAGGACGCUAUUAUUAUAUUAUUACUUGGAUCACCAUCACAAAGUUAUAAUUAAAACACUAUUACCGUUAUAUUAAGAAAAUAUAUUAAAAAUCGAUUGUUACUUGAACAUUUUUUCAUCACAAUGAUUGCCUAAAUAAUUAUAUAUAUUAUUGUGUACGCCAGAAGCGCCCAUCUUAAAAAAAACGUCAGCAUUCUGUAGUGUCCCCAUGUGGAAAAAAGAUGUGCAAAACACCUUAAACCCCUGUCAGUAUUCAAAGUUACUAAAAGAAAAUCUUGUCUUUUGGUACUGUGUAAUAAUAUGAUAAGAUUAAAAAAAAAACUA
Neocloeon triangulifer is the source of this 5678-nucleotide messenger RNA. RefSeq names its product calcium-activated potassium channel slowpoke (gene slo). Lineage: Eukaryota; Metazoa; Arthropoda; Insecta; Ephemeroptera; Baetidae. Bases 323 to 3949 code for a protein of 1208 amino acids. The transcript has 29 exons. Gene Ontology annotation, biological process: transmembrane transport; potassium ion transport. Gene Ontology annotation, cellular component: postsynaptic membrane. Gene Ontology annotation, molecular function: large conductance calcium-activated potassium channel activity. The record is from RefSeq and is a predicted model, not a curated record.